CCCUGCGCGGUGAAGAAGCGGCGGCCGCAGAGUGGAGGCAUUUUGUGUCCGUGAUAGCAGCCGCGCGAUAUACAAGAUGGCGGCGGUUGCUGAGUGAAGUACCAGCGGCGGCGGCCGGGAUCCGGCGGUGCCAGCUGCGCUCGGAUCCCCAGAGCCUCCCGGUGCCACUCCCGUAUCUCUGGAGCGGGCGGAGAGUGUAGUGGCGCCCGGUCGGGGAGUAGGGCAGAGCCGCGGAGGAGGACGCCCGCCGCAGGGGCCCGGCCUAAGCUGAGCGGCGGGGACCAGAUUCCUCCUCCGCUGCCGCUUCCCACUUCUCCUCCCGGGCGGCGCAGAGGCCCCCCCCCAGGCUCCUUGCUUCAGCGUAGGACCCCCACCUCACUUCCCCUCAGCGCCGGGAGGGCCGCGAGCCGCCCCUCACCAUGGCGAGCAGCAGCGGCUCCAAGGCCGAGUUCAUCGUCGGGGGUAAAUACAAGCUGGUGCGGAAGAUCGGGUCGGGCUCGUUCGGGGACAUCUAUCUGGCCAUCAACAUCACCAACGGGGAGGAAGUGGCCGUGAAGUUGGAGUCUCAGAAGGCCAGGCAUCCCCAGUUGCUGUACGAGAGCAAACUGUACAAGAUUCUGCAAGGUGGAGUUGGCAUCCCACACAUAAGGUGGUAUGGUCAAGAGAAAGAUUAUAAUGUUCUAGUUAUGGAUCUUCUAGGACCCAGCCUUGAAGACCUCUUCAACUUCUGUUCCCGCAGGUUCACAAUGAAAACAGUACUUAUGUUAGCAGACCAGAUGAUCAGUAGAAUCGAAUAUGUGCACACAAAGAAUUUUAUACACAGAGACAUUAAACCAGAUAACUUCCUAAUGGGUAUCGGGCGUCACUGUAAUAAGUGUUUAGAAUCUCCAGUGGGGAAGAGGAAAAGAAGCAUGACUGUUAGUACUUCUCAGGACCCAUCUUUCUCAGGAUUAAACCAGUUAUUCCUUAUUGACUUUGGUUUGGCCAAAAAGUACCGUGACAACAGGACAAGACAACACAUACCAUACAGAGAAGACAAAAAUCUCACUGGCACAGCUCGAUAUGCCAGUAUCAAUGCACAUCUUGGCAUUGAGCAGAGUCGUCGAGAUGAUAUGGAGUCUCUAGGCUAUGUAUUGAUGUAUUUUAAUAGAACCAGCCUGCCUUGGCAAGGAUUAAAGGCUGCAACAAAGAAGCAAAAGUAUGAAAAGAUUAGUGAAAAGAAGAUGUCCACUCCUGUUGAGGUUUUGUGUAAGGGAUUUCCUGCAGAAUUUGCCAUGUACCUGAACUACUGUCGUGGCCUGCGCUUUGAAGAGGCACCUGAUUACAUGUAUCUGAGGCAAUUAUUCCGUAUUCUUUUCAGGACCCUGAACCACCAAUAUGACUACACAUUCGACUGGACAAUGUUAAAGCAGAAAGCAGCACAGCAAGCCGCCUCUUCCAGUGGGCAGGGGCAGCAGGCCCAAACCCCCACAGGCAAGCAAACUGACAAAUCCAAGAGUAACAUGAAAGGGUCCAUCUUAGACAAUAAGGGUUUAUGAACAUCCAUCUGCAGUAUCUACAACUUCAGAGUCAUCUGCUGGUACCAGCAGAUUGCUGCAACUAAAUGUAUGUCAGACAGUAAAUUAACUGAAUCAAGAAAAGACUUCAUCCAGUAAAACCAUGGAUGCGUUAGUGAUCAGGACCAGCCAAUUCCAGCCAGACUCCUUUGGUGACAAGAUUUCUUGGUUCGUUUAUGCAACAAAUUCUCCCUUUCGUCUUGUUCAGAGCAAACAUUUCAUUGACGAGGCUCAAUCAUUAUGAUGAGGCUACACUCCACUGGCAGAGCAGACAAUGCUGGAAUGUUACUGGACACAGUGUGAGAAUGAAAUUGAACCAGUGGAAAAAUAAAUUUGAUGGGAAAUUCAUUAAUCUGAGUCUUGAUGAGUGGAGCAACGUACAUAGUGAUCCAGUAAUAUGUGCUUGUGUGACAACAGAAGAUGGGGUUGUCUGUCUUACAGGAACAAUUGAUACAUCAGGAAAUAUCCACGCAGCAGAAUACUUACCAGUAGCAGUAAAAGCUAUAACAAUUUGAACAAAAAUUCAAGUGUGUAGCAUCAUAGACAAUGCUACACAUGUAAAAAAGAGGAGAAGAUGUUUAGAAGAAAAUAACGAAGGGACCCUGAAACUUAUAACUUAGGGAUGCAGUGCUCAUUUGAUCUUUUAGCUAAAAUACACCUCCAGGAAUAAAUGAAAAUGUUGAAAUUUCAAAAUAAUUCCCUAACAACCACUUUGCCUCAGCUUUGCUGAAGAGAGGAGGAAGAUCCAAACCAAUUAUCACCCAAUAUGUGCAAUGGGAUUAGUUGACUCUUGAGGUAUUAAGAACUGACCUGUUCUGAUGACUAUUUGUGAAGCACAUGGUUGGCAAAAUAGAUGAAACUAUCACAGCUGAAGUAGUCAACAUCAGGCUGAAGAGAAACGUAGAGUGCAUGCCUCAUAUACUGAAACAUUUCUGUUGCCUUGGAUAAACUGCAGAAAGAUUGCUGAUGGUGUUGAAAUUUAGAAAGGAACAUCAAGAGACACUGAAGAAAGGAAAUAAUGAACAAAGUUAAAUUGCAGGCAGUAAGAAAGCGGAUGGAUCAAUCAUUUACUCCAUCUCCUUUUCUUGUCAAUAUUGUCAACCCAAAGUACCAGGGUAGAUUCCUUAACUGCUGAAGAUGCUGCUAUAGCAUUGGCAUCUAGUAAUCACUCAUCAGUUAUGCCAACCACAAUAAAUUUCAGGGCUGGAGGUAAACCGUUCAAGCCGUACAUGUUUGCUAAUGAUUUAAACAAAGACACACCACUGAAUUGUUGGCAGUCACUAGUUAAGCACCUGGAACCAGAAUUUUUUGAAGUGUUAAACCUGCUUUUAACAGCAGUAGCCUCUUCUGCAGGCACAGUGAAUAUUUGCUUCAUUUGAACUAAUUCAAAGUUGAGAAAUCAAUUGGGAGUUGAAAAAGCAGGAAAUCUUGUCUGUCUUCCAGUCUGUAAAUAAAAACAAGGCGGAGAGGGAAUGAAAUCUUCCAGUUUUAAAAGUCUGAAGGAUGGCCCAAGAAGUGUAGGAGGCUCUUCUCAUGUUCAAGAGACCUAGGCAAAAAGGAACUUCAGCCGGGUCAGAUUUUCAAAUGUGCUGAAGUGAAAGUAACUGGAGCUGAUCUGAAAUAAUCGAUUUUAAUUCACUGCCCAACACAGUUAAUCCCUCUGUUUGCUAAAUCAUUUAGUUGUAAAUGUGAAAUAUGUUUUGAUAAGCAAAGUUUUGUUGAAUAAAAAUGCCGUUUUCUGUGUUUAAA
Messenger RNA from Gopherus flavomarginatus (Mexican gopher tortoise), 3305 nucleotides. RefSeq names its product casein kinase 1 alpha 1 (gene CSNK1A1). Gene Ontology annotation, cellular component: cytoplasm; nucleus. Gene Ontology annotation, biological process: signal transduction; peptidyl-serine phosphorylation; negative regulation of canonical Wnt signaling pathway. Lineage: Eukaryota; Metazoa; Chordata; Testudines; Testudinidae. Gene Ontology annotation, molecular function: ATP binding; protein serine/threonine kinase activity. The transcript has 11 exons. The coding region runs from base 420 to 1538 and encodes 372 amino acids. The record is from RefSeq and is a predicted model, not a curated record.